Messenger RNA from Raphanus sativus (radish), 1728 nucleotides. RefSeq lists its product as uncharacterized. The record is from RefSeq and is a predicted model, not a curated record. Bases 1 to 1728 code for a protein of 575 amino acids. The transcript is spliced from 3 exons. NCBI's taxonomy places the organism in Eukaryota, Viridiplantae, Streptophyta, Magnoliopsida, Brassicales, Brassicaceae.
AUGUCUUCUUUCUGGUUUCCUCGUCCGACAAUCAUGCAAGAGCAUCCUGAAAAGCUAUACUCUUCGUUCGGGGUUGAUCGCGCCGUGGUGUGCGAGCUUGCUUCUGACCAGGAAACUCCAGAAACUGUCAGAGAGGGCUACUGCGGAGCAUACCUCAGUUUCUUCGAGUCUUGCGGGCUUUCUUUCCCGAUUCUGAGACAAGUGCUUGAGUUUCUUGUUGAGCUUAGGAUCUCUCUCACGCAUCUAUGCCCUAAUCUCCUCAGACAUCUCCUAGCGAUCCUUGUCAAAGCCAGGGAGGAGAAGCUUUUGUUCGAGCUCGAGGAGUUGCACAGACUAUACCUCAUAAAGCGCAACCAAAGGAACCCUGGGACCUUCUUGGCGUCUCCCCGCCCCGGCCUCCACGUGAUAGGCGGGACACCCCAUAGGGAUGAUCUAUGGCGAGAGCAAUUCUUUGUUUUCAAAGUUGACUCGUCCACAGUAGGAGAAUUUGAUUUCUCCCUGCUCCCUCGUCGCUGGGCUAAGACUAUCGGUGAGGUUUCUCCGAUGUCGGAUCAACUUCGAGGUAUGGUGGUCGUUAUGAAACGCGGAGACACCGACUGGUCGUCGUUCACUAGGGAGCGAAUUCGUACUUUGAAUUCGCUUCCUGUCGGAUUAGGAAUUGCUCCUGCAAUCUCGGGGUCGAUCGGAUUACUCGAGGAAGCUCACUCUUCUGAUCAUGAAGAGCCUACUUCUGUGGAAGAGGUCAUUGCUCCUCCUAACACGAGUCGUUCUGAGAGGUGCUCGUUUCGGAGGUCGCUCAGGGCCUUGGCGUCUGCUUCGAAGAAAGCGUUAGUGGAUCCUACCCCGUUAGCUUUGAGUUUCGAUUCUGAGGAGGAUACGCCGAUUCGCAAGCACGGGUCUGCUAAAGCUUCACGAAGUGCCUCACCGAGACCGCCGCGACCUACUUCUAAGGUGUCAAAAAGGCGGAGAGUUGGGAGGAGCGACCAUUCCCCUCUACGCGAGACCAGUUCUGGUCUUAAACACUUGGGUGAAGGGACUAGCUCUCGGAACUUCGGGGCGACGUUCUUUUCUUCCUUAGAGGAGGAAGAGGCUUAUACCAAGGUCGCCGAGGCGAAUGCCAAGGUCAUGGAAGCUUGUAACGACCUUAUUCUGAAGAUAGCGGAGCAUACAGGGACCUCUCAGAGAGAUGUAGAGAUUGAUAGGAUCUCUCUUGACUUCAAGAGGAUCUCUGCUGAACUCGAGGAUGCUAAGCGGGAGAACAAGGAGGAGGUUGAGAAGAUCAACUCCAUGAUGACAGAGUGGGUGAAGGUUUGUGAUGAGAAGUCAGCCCUGGAGAUCGAAGUCGCUGCUCAACAGGCCAAGAUCGCAAGGCUCAAAGCCGAGAGGGAUCGAGACUUUCGCUCUGCUCGUCGCGAGAUGUCGCAGCAGUAUGCAGUGAUUUUGAAGUCUUUGGGAGACAAGUGGUCCGACAAGGAGAUAGAGAUGGCAGCUAGAAUCCAGCUUGAAGAGGUGUUUGCUAACAUCGACCUUUUGACUGAGAUCAAAGAGGGGAGCUGUGACGUUGAUGGGGAGUUGACCCGCCUGCAGGAUUUCGAGAGGGAUUGUGAAGCAGCCGUCGAGUCUUGCCCCUCCUCGAGUUGGACUAUCUCCGAACUUGAUCUUCCGCAGGUGUCGGAGGAGUUGGACCUUGGGGGACCGUCAAACGCGGGAGGCGACGCUGACUCUUGA